UGGCGACUAGUGCCAUGAGUGCCAUCUCAAAGUUGGCUCUGCUAGUUUGUGCGGUCCUGACAACCAAAUUCAAUUUAGGGGCCUCUGUUUCUUCUCCCGGGAACAUCUUCAUUCUCGCCGGACAGAGCAACAUGGCCGGGAGAGGCGGCGUCACCGGCGCCAAGUGGGAUGGCAACGUUCCUCCGGAGUGCACACCGAACCAGUCGAUUCUCAGACUGAGUGCUCAACUCGUGUGGGAACAAGCACGAGAGCCACUCCACGCUGACAUUGAUAUAGGCAAGACGUGUGGAGUAGGUCCAGGAAUGGCUUUUGCCAAUGAGGUCCUGCGAGCCAAAGGCUCCUCCAUCGGAGUUUUGGGUCUGGUUCCUUGCGCUGUGGGGGGAACUAACAUCGGCCAGUGGGCUCGAGGUGGUCAGUUGUAUACUCAGUUGGUUAGACGAGCCAGUGAGUCGGUGAAGGCAGGUGGAACUAUCAGAGCAGUUCUAUGGUACCAAGGAGAGAGCGACACUGUUAAUAGAGCCGAUGCUGAAGCGUAUAAAGGCAACUUCGAGAGGCUUGUAUCUGAUCUACGUUUCGAUCUCAGAAACCCUAACCUUCCUAUUAUACAGGUAGCACUGGCAUCAGGAGAAGGCCAGUUCGUAGAUAUAGUGAGGAAGGCACAGCUGGGAAUGACGUUGCCUAAUGUGAAAUGUAUCGAUGCUAAAGGGUUGCCUCUGAAACCGGAUAAUCUCCAUCUUACUACCAUGUCGGAGGUCCACCUGGGGAUCAAGCUAGCCAAUGCUUUUCUGGCUUCUUAUAGUCAUCAGUUUUAAACUUUCCAUACAAAUGUAACCAAAUUGUGACAAUGUACACCUGCUUGGAACUUCUUACAGUUCCUUCGCUUAUUCAUAAUUUAUAAAAACUUAA
Argentina anserina (silverweed cinquefoil) is the source of this 906-nucleotide messenger RNA. RefSeq names its product probable carbohydrate esterase At4g34215. The record is from RefSeq and is a predicted model, not a curated record. Lineage: Eukaryota; Viridiplantae; Streptophyta; Magnoliopsida; Rosales; Rosaceae. The coding region runs from base 15 to 812 and encodes 265 amino acids. The transcript is spliced from 2 exons.